Messenger RNA from Aspergillus ochraceoroseus IBT 24754, 1016 nucleotides. RefSeq lists its product as uncharacterized. Bases 402 to 1016 code for a protein of 204 amino acids. NCBI's taxonomy places the organism in Eukaryota, Fungi, Ascomycota, Eurotiomycetes, Eurotiales, Aspergillaceae. The record is from RefSeq and is a predicted model, not a curated record. The transcript has 5 exons.
UAAUCUUAGAGAUGUAUAUUCGUAUAUUCCAUUCCCCCGUCCCCCGAAUCCUAAGACUAAGAGUAAAUAGAGUAAUAUGGGACGAGCGGGAGCGGCGUUUCCGUGAUCUCGGUGCAGAGACUGGAAUUGAUUGAUUGGAUGUGCAAGAGUUGCCUCGGUGUGAGACAUGGUCGGGGAACUUGAAGAAUGGAUUUCCUAUUACUGUCUAGCUCGGAAAGAAGUCAGUUGGGAGUUUUCGCUGCCUGACUCGAUGAAGACUAAAAGUAAUCAAGCGUACGGGGCAAAGAGGGAAUAAUUUCUGGGGGGGAAGUCAAGUAAAAAAAUAAAAAUAAAAAAUAAAAAUAAAAUAACAAACAUACAUACAUACAUACAUACAUACAUACAGGUACCACCUCACCUUCAUGUCUCAGAUUUCGCUAAGCUCGCCCUGUCUAUUGGGGGGAAAUCACUGUGUUCCCGAAGUUGAAGUUACCGUGCAACUUUAUGCUGUCAUACAUAGCACAAUGCCAUACUGGAAUUGGGAGAUCUGCCAUGUGGUGGGAAGCCCAGCCGAUAAACUGAAGAGGGUUCCUGGUAAAAAGGCUCUCGUUAAAGGGUCAACAUUUCCAGGGCGCAAAGUUUUCAAUAAGUUUGCUCCGGAUGCCUCUAGGAUCUAUCACCAGAUCUCAACCCCUGGCAAAACUCAAUUUUUGGUUGAGAUAGGGGCGGUUGCGAUUGUGCCACUUCGUACGUCGGAGCAGUCACUUUUCACUAGCCGAAGAUCUCAAUACGAUGAGAUCGAGCCGUUUUGCGUCGGGCUUCGGGAAAAGGAGGAGGUUCCCGUGCACGCCCACUCAAUAGUGCGGUUAUCUGCUGUUAGCAAAUACCUAGUACGCAGUAGUGCUCUCGCUCUCGUUCGGUUGGUGUCGCAUAACGGGGACCCCGAUCCUUCGCGUCAAACUUCUGCACCCGGCAACCAACUUUCCCAAGAGUCUCACGGUAUCAACGUGGCCCAAUUACAGCGCCGAAACGGGUAG